AUGACCAAUUAUUCAGAUCUCGAUUUUCCCCCAGGUUUUACUGAAGAUGAUACGAAUAACGGGCCUUUGCUUCCAGAUCUACACGAUGAAGAGGAGACUGAGCAAGAGCGAGUAAAGGAGUGGCGUCGCCACAACACCCAGCGUUUUGGCUAUCGCGCAGCCUAUUCAACCGCAGUUAAAGAAAAGGAUUUCAUGCCACCCGAAUUUAUUCGAAAAGUGGUUAAAGAUAACGGUGAUUUGGGAGGGAAGCGCUUUAAAUCCGAACGGAAGCUGUGCGUGGCCAUGUUGCAGUAUGUUCCCUUGGCGCUGUAUAAGCUGCUGGAGAACAUGCCAAUGCCGUGGGAGGAGGCGCGGUACGUCAACACCGUUUACCACGUUGGGGGGGGUUAA
This is a messenger RNA of Phytomonas sp. Hart1, 390 nucleotides long. Lineage: Eukaryota; Euglenozoa; Kinetoplastea; Trypanosomatida; Trypanosomatidae. The record is from the annotation of a GenBank genome assembly.